AUGACACAUCUUUGUAUGAAGUUAGAUCAGCUAGACAAGCAUUGGCAGACAAUGUUGACUUUUUGGGUAAGCCACCGAAGCGUUUUUACGAGGCGUUGGCCCACAUAUGCUACAGACGAAAAAGAAAAAGCAGCAUUAGAGAAGUUGGCUAGUGGAGAAGGUGCAGAAGAACUAAAGAAAAGACAGGAAGUUGAUUUCUCUAGUUAUGUCGACAUUUUAGAGGAGUUUAAAUCGGCGCGUCCAUCCUUUAGUGAAUUGGUUAGAAUCAUUGCACCAUUGAAGAGAAGAGAGUAUUCUAUUGCUUCUUCUCAGAAAAUGCAUCCUAAUGCAGUGCAUUUAUUGAUUGUUGUUGUGGACUGGGUCGACUCCAAGGGUAGGACCAGAUAUGGUCAUUGCUCGAAGUACUUGUCGGACUUGAAGAUUGGUGAUGAAUUGGUGGUCAGUGUAAAGCCAAGUGUCAUGAAAUUGCCUAAGUUGCCAGAGCAGCCAAUUGUAAUGUCUGGUUUGGGUACAGGUUUGGCUCCGUUCAAGGCUUUCAUUGAGGAAAAGAUUUGGCAACAAAGCCAGGGCCAUAAGAUUGGUGAGAUCUACUUGUACAUGGGUUCCAGACAUAGAAAGGAGGAGUAUCUUUACGGUGAGUUGUGGGAAGCGUAUAAAGCGGCUGGUAUUUUGACUCAUAUUGGAGCAGCUUUCUCGCGUGAUCAACCCCAGAAGAUCUACAUUCAAGAUAAGAUUAGAAGCUCCAUUGAAGAGUUGACUGAUGCCAUUGUUACCAAGAAUGGUUCUUUCUACUUGUGUGGUCCUACUUGGCCUGUUCCAGAUAUCACCGCUUGUUUGCAGGACAUUGUCCAGAACGGAGCUAAGAGAGAAGGCAAAGAAAUCAAGGACGUCGCUAAGGUUGUUGAAGACAUGAAGGAAGAAGGACGCUACAUUUUGGAGGUUUACUAG
This is a messenger RNA of Clavispora lusitaniae ATCC 42720, 948 nucleotides long. NCBI's taxonomy places the organism in Eukaryota, Fungi, Ascomycota, Pichiomycetes, Serinales, Metschnikowiaceae. The record is from RefSeq and is a predicted model, not a curated record.